AUCCUUGGCUACGCUUAGCAUUUGUUUCUUUUCUCUGAUCUAGCUUCUUGGCGGUGGAGGAAAUGGCGGAUUCCUCCGUGUUGGGAUGGAUUUUAUGCUUGGUGAUCUCGCUGGUCACGCUAUGCGGUGUCAUAUCGGAAAGAAGGAAACGGAGGGGGAUCUCCGUGACGAGGUCUGAUUCCGUGAACGGUGUCGUAACCAGUAACGGAGAAUGCGGAUCCACUGACGGCAGCCACGCUGAUGUCAUCAUCGUUGGAGCUGGCGUUGCCGGUUCCGCCCUGGCUCACACUCUCGGCAAGGAUGGACGUCGAGUUCACGUGAUUGAAAGGGUCUUGAGUGAGCCUGACCGAAUAGUUGGGGAAUUGCUACAACCAGGAGGCUAUCUCAAGUUAUUGGAGUUGGGACUUGACGAUUGUGUGGAGGAAAUUGAUGCUCAGCAGAUAUUUGGUUAUGCUCUUUUCAAGGAUGGGAAACAUACCCGACUUUCUUACCCAUUAGAAAAGUUCCACUCAGAUGUUUCAGGUAGGAGCUUUCACAAUGGACGUUUCAUUCAGAGGAUGCGGGAGAAAUCAGCUUCCCUUCCAAAUGUACAUUUAGAGCAAGGGACAGUUACUUCUCUACUUGAAGAGAAAGGGAUAAUCAGAGGAGUGCAGUACAAAACUAAAGAUGGUAGCAUAUUGACUGCAUUUGCACCUUUAACCAUUGUAUGUGAUGGCUGUUUUUCGAACUUGCGUCGCUCCCUUUGCAACCCUAAGGUAGAUGUACCUUCUUAUUUUGUGGGAUUGGUCCUUGAGAACUGUCACCUUCCAUACUCAAAUCAUGGGCAUGUUAUACUAGCAGAUCCUUCCCCCAUUUUGUUCUAUCCAAUCAGCAGCACAGAGGUUCGCUGUCUGGUUGAUGUACCUGGUCGGAGGGUUCCUUCUAUUGCAAAUGGUGAGAUGGCAAACUAUCUUAAAACUGUCGUGGCUCCUCAGGUUCCCCCAGAAAUCUGUGAUCCAUUUGUAGCAGCUGUCAAUAAGGGAAAUAUUAGGACAAUGCCAAACAGGAGCAUGCCCGCUGCUCCUCAUCCCACACCUGGAGCCCUAUUGAUGGGAGACGCAUUCAACAUGCGGCAUCCAUUAACCGGUGGAGGAAUGACUGUUGCUUUAUCCGAUAUUGUUGUCCUCCGUAAUCUACUAAGGCCUCUACGUGACCUCAAUGAUGCACCUACCCUUUGCAAAUAUCUUGAAUCCUUUUACACCUUGCGGAAGCCUGUGGCAUCGACAAUCAAUACCUUAGCAGGCGCCUUGUACAAGGUAUUCUCUGCUUCCCCUGAUCAAGCAAGCAACGAAAUGCGACAAGCUUGCUUCGAUUAUCUAAGCCUCGGUGGUGUAUUCUCAACUGGACCUAUCGCCUUGCUGUCUGGUUUAAACCCACGCCCCUUGAGUUUGGUUCUACAUUUUUUUGCAGUGGCAAUAUACGGCGUUGGUCGUUUACUAUUGCCGUUCCCUUCACCUAAGAGAAUCUGGAUUGGAGCUAGAUUGAUCUCAGGAGCAUCAGGAAUCAUCUUCCCCAUUAUCAAAGCGGAAGGAGUUAGGCAAAUGUUUUUCCCGGCGACAAUUCCUGCAUAUUAUAGAGCUCCUUAUGUUGUUAAGUGAGGCAACAAUUUAGCAAUGACCGAGAUAAACUAGUUUGCAACUUUCUUGGAACUUGGUGCUGCUUAUUGAAUAGAUCAUCCGCUAAAUGGAGUUGAAGUUUGGGCAAACAGCUGAUCCAUAAAUGAAAUUACCAUUUUAAUCCAUACAUUGAAGUGGGAAUGAUUUCAAUUUGUUUAAUGUAAGCACAAGAGAGACACUGCUUUUAAAGGGUGGUAUAGAUUCCUUGUCCAAAA
Hibiscus syriacus is the source of this 1870-nucleotide messenger RNA. Its product is annotated as squalene monooxygenase SE1-like. Gene Ontology annotation, cellular component: endoplasmic reticulum; membrane. Gene Ontology annotation, molecular function: flavin adenine dinucleotide binding; squalene monooxygenase activity. The record is from RefSeq and is a predicted model, not a curated record. Lineage: Eukaryota; Viridiplantae; Streptophyta; Magnoliopsida; Malvales; Malvaceae. The transcript has 10 exons. Bases 63 to 1637 code for a protein of 524 amino acids. Gene Ontology annotation, biological process: sterol biosynthetic process.